AGGCGCGAGCUGCCCGCCUCGCUCGGAGUCGGCUAGGGAAGUGCGCACGCGCGGGAGUUUCUGGCAGAAAGCAGGCGAGCCCGGGCCGGCGCGGGGCCUUGUGGGAGGGCUUAAGGAAGUAAAAUGGCGGACCUGGCGAACGAAGAAAAGCCUGCCAUUGCUCCUCCCGUCUUUGUGUUUCAGAAGGAUAAAGGACAAAAGUCUUCUGCAGAGCAAAAAGACUUGUCGGAUUCGGGAGAGGAACCUCAGGGGGAGGCUGAGGCCCCCCACCAUGGCACAGGUCACCCCAAGUCAGCUGGUGAGCAUGCCCUAGAGCCUCCUGCCCCUGCUAGUGCUUCAGCCAGCGCUCCUGAAGCCCAGCUUCCUCCUUUUCCGCGAGAACUGGCAGGGAGGUCUGCUGGAGGCUCCAGCCCCGAAGGUGGAGAAGAUUCUGACCGAGAAGAUGGAAAUUACUGCCCUCCUGUCAAGCGAGAAAGGACGUCCUCUUUAACCCAGUUCCCACCUUCACAGUCAGUAUCAAAAAACAAUGUUUUUAUGCCAUCAACCUUCUGCGAGCCAUCUGCAGGCAAUUCUGACUCAGAACCAGAGGAAAAGAGCAGUGGAUUCCGGUUGAAGCCGCCCACACUCAUCCAUGGCCAGGCACCCAGCGCAGGUCUGCCAAGCCAGAAGCCCAAGGAGCAGCAGCGGAGUGUGCUUCGCCCCGCAGUGUUACAAGCCCCACAGCCAAAGGCACUUUCACCAACCGUCCCGAGCAGUGGCACCAACGGGCUCAGUGUCCCAGCAGACUGCACAGGAGCAGCGACAUCGACAUUGCCCGACAACCCUGCACGGAGAAGUCCCUCUGAUGAGGUGCCAGCACCCGAGGAGAAAGAGCCCCAGCAAAAUGAGUCUAGCAAUGCCUCUGAGGAGGACAGCCGGGAGAAAAAAGAGCAGGUUGCACAGCAAGCGUUUGUGUUCGGGCAGAACUUGAGGGACAGAGUCAAGUUAAUAAAUGAGAACACUGAAGCAGCUGACAUGGAGAAUGCCGGACACCCCAGUUCAGAAACGCCAACCGCGACCAACUAUUUCCUUCAGUAUAUCAGCUCCAGCUUAGAGAACUCGACCAACAAUGCCGACGCCGCCACCAACAAAUUCGUAUUUGGCCAGAACAUGAGCGAGCGUGUGUUGAGCCCCCCCAAAUUAAAUGAGGUCACUUCAGAUGCCAACAGGGAAAACUCGGCGGCCGAGUCUGGGUCCGAGUCCUCAUCCCAGGAGGCCACCCCUGAGAAAGCUAAUAACAUUGCAGAGUCCCUGGCCGAAUCGGCAGCUGCCUACACCAAGGCGACAGCACGGAAGUGUUUGUUGGAAAAAGUGGAAGUCAUCACCGGGGAGGAGGCGGAGAGCAACGUGUUACAGAUCCAGUGUAAGCUGUUUGUCUUUGACAAGACCUCGCAGUCGUGGGUGGAGAGAGGCCGGGGGCUGCUGAGACUCAAUGACAUGGCAUCGACUGACGACGGGACAUUACAGUCCCGACUAGUGAUGCGGACCCAGGGCAGCCUGAGGCUGAUCCUCAACACCAAGCUGUGGGCCCAGAUGCAGAUCGACAAGGCCAGUGAGAAGAGCAUCCGCAUCACGGCCAUGGACACCGAGGAUCAGGGCGUGAAGGUCUUCCUGAUAUCGGCCAGCUCCAAGGACACGGGCCAGCUGUACGCGGCCCUGCACCACCGCAUCCUGGCCCUGCGCAGCCGUGUGGAGCAGGAGCAGGAGGCCAAGAUGCCCGUCCCCGAGCCUGGGGUGGCCCCGUCUAAUGAGGACUACAGUGACGACGACGACGUCCUGGCUCCGUCGGGGGCCACUGGAGGCGGCACUGGCGACGAAGGGGACGGGCAGACGGCCGGGAGCACAUAGCGCCGGGAGCCGGCUGCCCGCGAGCCUGCUGCUUUGUCCGUCUGUCCGCCCGCCCACCCGCCCCUCCCCGGCAGCGUCGAGGGGCUCGGGAACCACACUCCCCGCUGGGUUGGCCACAGUCCGGAUCUGCACGGCCCGUUCAGAAGCAGACUCGGGAACUGCCUGAAUGUGGUUUGGGACACGAGACCUCAUCAUAUUGAUGAGCAAAACAAAAAGAACAUUUCUUUCCUCUCCCCUUUGAAUUGAAAUGGCACAUUAAGACUU
Messenger RNA from Rhinolophus ferrumequinum (greater horseshoe bat), 2151 nucleotides. RefSeq names its product RAN binding protein 3 (gene RANBP3). The coding region runs from base 124 to 1887 and encodes 587 amino acids. The record is from RefSeq and is a predicted model, not a curated record. Gene Ontology annotation, biological process: protein export from nucleus. Gene Ontology annotation, molecular function: GTPase activator activity. Lineage: Eukaryota; Metazoa; Chordata; Mammalia; Chiroptera; Rhinolophidae. Gene Ontology annotation, cellular component: nuclear pore; cytoplasm. The transcript has 18 exons.